AUUUCUUGGUUCUAUUCUUCUUCAGGAGCUACAAAGCCUGGCGAUAAGGCUCCGUGAGGACCUGGUGUCGUUACGGACGUCCGCCGAUCACAUGGAGGAGAAGCUGAAGGCGGAGAUCCUGUUCCUGAAGGAGCAGAUCCAAGCGGAGCAGUGUCUGAAGGAGAACCUGGAGGACACGCUGCAGCUGGAGAUCGAGGGCUGUAAGGAGGAGAUCGCGUCUUUCUCCAGUCUGAAGACGGAGCUGGAGCGGAUAAAGGCGGAGAAGCAACAGUUGCAGAGCAGUCUAGCAGAGAAGACAGAAACACUGUCGAGCAUCCAGAGCCGGAGGAGCAGCCUGGAGCAGCAGCUCAAAGAUCUCACCGCUGCAAAGAGUGCACUAGAGAGUCAGGUGUUUGACGAGAAGGACAAAGCUCAGCGGCUGCAGACGGAGCUGGACGUCAGCGAGCAGGUUCAGAAGGACUUUGUCAAACUUUCUCAGACUCUUCAGGUACAGUUGGAGCGAAUACGACAGGCAGAGUCCCUGGAUCGAAUCAAAGUCAUCCUCAACGACACCAACUUGACUGACAUCAACCAGCUCCCAGAGACAUGAUACCACUGAGUGAAGACUGCCUUCAGUUUCACCCCCCCCCCCUCUCUCUUAUCACUGGCCCAGUAACAUUAUUGAUCUGACCCUCCCUCCUCCUCCCCCUCCCCCUCCUCCUCCUCCUCCUCCUCCCCCUUAACCACAGAGGAAGAGUUAGGAGGCACAAGAACGGACACGGCACAAGGAGCCCUUUGUGUACAUUAAGAGUCUUUGAACAUAAAAGAAUAAUGAAGAAGAACACUACUAAAAAAAAAUGAUGUAAAUAACUAAAUGUGUGACUCUGGACGGAGGAGAGGACGCCUGUCUGUGUCUUGUUUCUACUGUAGAUAUGACUGUCUGUAUUAGCUCAACCAAAAAGGUUUGUCGUCCUCUAAAAAGCACUUUUCAUCUGCGACUUCUAUUUCCAGGUCAUUUUAAAAAACGAUUGGAUGCAUCUCUUUUCUUCCCUCUGUUCUCAAAAAAUGGUUAAUAAUCGCUUCCUUGUUCCACUUGCUUGUUCUUUUCCCCCCCGUGUCCCUCCACCCUUUUCUGUCUGUCCUCUGUGACAUUUUCCACUUCCAAACUGUUUACUUCUGCCUGUGACAAAGACGCACUGAAGGAAAUUCAUGGGAAAAAAAAAUACUUGCACAUAACGUAACUGGGAUAAAAAAAAAAGGAACAUAACACAAUUUGAGCAAUAUUCUCCAUUUCUUAAUCAACCUUGACUGUAUCUUUGCUUUGUUCUUAAUGUCUGACAGAAUCCUCGUUUCAUUUUUAAAAGCUGCAAAAAAUACAGUGAAGAAUCAUUCAGUCA
Molecule: messenger RNA, 1376 nt
Organism: Labrus bergylta (ballan wrasse)
Lineage: Eukaryota; Metazoa; Chordata; Actinopteri; Labriformes; Labridae
Source: RefSeq, a predicted model, not a curated record